GGUGAAAAGAGCAGAUUUUGGGGCAGAGGGGUAGAUUUUGGGGUGAAAAAGACCAAUUUCCAAAACCGUGGGUGAGGGGCGGGUUUUGGGUGAAAAAGGCAGACUUUUGAGAGAAAUUUUAGGGUGAAAAGGGGCGGAUUUGGGGCUAAAAUUGCAGAGAUUGAUGCCUGAAGGGGGAUUUUGGGGUGGAAAGGGCAGAUUUUGGGGUGGAAAGCACGGAUUUGGGGGUAAAAUGGCAGAUUUUGGAGUGGGAAACACAGAUUUUGGGGUGGAAAAGGCCAGUUUUGGGGUGAAAGUGGCAGGUUUUUGGGGUAAAGGCAUUUUUGGUGUGAAAGUGGCAGAUUUUGGGGUGAGAAGCGCUGAUUUUGGGGUGAAAAGGGCCGAUUUUGGAGUGGGAAACACAGAUUUUGGGGUGGAAAAGGCCAGUUUUGGGGUGAAAGUGGCAGAUUUCGGGUGAAAAGAGCAGAUUUGGGGGUGAGAAGCACUUUGGUGUGGAAAGGGCAGAUUUUGGGGUAGAAAACACUGAUACUGGGGUGAGCAGCACUGAUUUUGGGGUGAAAAGAGCAGAUUUUGGGGUGAGAAGCACUGAUUUUGGGGUGAAAAGAACAGAUUUUGGGGAUGGAAGCACUGAUUUGGGGAGCCGCGAUGGCGCCGCCGGUGGCCGCGCUGAGCCCGGAGCAGAAGAAGGAGCUGGCGGGGAUCGCGCAGCGCAUCGUGGCGCCCGGCAAAGGCAUCCUCGCCGCGGAUGAGUCCACCGGCAGCAUCGCCAAGCGGCUGAGCUCGGUGGGCGCCGAGAACACGGAGGAGAACCGGCGCUGGUACCGGCAGCUGCUCUUCACGGCCGACAGCCGCGUGGACGCCUGCAUCGGCGGCGUCAUCCUCUUCCACGAGACCCUCUACCAGAAGACGGACGAUGGGCGCCCCUUCCCCGAGGUCAUCCGCAGCAAGGGCGCCCUCGUGGGCAUCAAGGUGGACAAGGGCGUCGUGCCCCUGGCUGGCACCAACGGCGAGACCACGACCCAGGGCCUGGACGGGCUCAUGGAGCGCUGUGCCCAGUACAAGAAGGACGGGGCUGACUUUGCCAAGUGGCGCUGCGUGCUCAAGAUCUCGGCGCACACCCCCACCCGUCUCGCCGUCCUGGAGAACGCCAACGUCCUGGCCCGCUACGCCAGCAUCUGCCAGCAGAACGGCAUUGUCCCCAUCGUGGAGCCCGAGAUCCUCCCGGAUGGGGACCACGACCUGAAGCACUGCCAGUACGUCACCGAGAAGGUGCUGGCAGCCGUCUACAAGGCGCUGAGCGACCACCACGUCUACCUGGAGGGGACGCUGCUGAAGCCCAACAUGGUGACCCCCGGCCACGCCUGCACCAAGAAGUACAGCCCCGAGGAGAUCGCCAUGGCCACCGUCACCGCGCUGCGCCGCACCGUGCCCCCCGCCGUGCCCGGCAUCACGUUCCUGUCGGGGGGCCAGAGCGAGGAGGAGGCGUCCCUCAACCUGAACGCCAUCAACCGCUGCCCCCUGGCCCGGCCCUGGGCCCUCACCUUCUCCUACGGGCGCGCGCUGCAGGCCUCGGCCCUCAAAGCCUGGGCUGGCAAGAAGGACAACACCAAAGCGGCGCAGGAGGAGUACGUCAAGAGGGCCCUGGCUAACUCCCAGGCGUGCCGCGGUCAAUACACCCCGUCGGGCACCGCGGGCGCCGCCGCCAGCGAGUCGCUGUUCGUGUCCAACCACGCCUACUGACGUCGUGCGUCAUCACGCCGGGACGCGCCCACACCCCCACUCCCCCCCUUCCAGUCGUCCCCCCCCCCCUCCCCCCCGCUCUGUACCCGCUGCGGCGCGAGAAUAAAAUGGACACGGAUGGA
This is a messenger RNA of Strigops habroptila (Kakapo), 1862 nucleotides long. It is a transcript of the gene ALDOA, whose product is annotated as aldolase, fructose-bisphosphate A. Gene Ontology annotation, biological process: fructose 1,6-bisphosphate metabolic process; glycolytic process. The transcript is spliced from 9 exons. Gene Ontology annotation, molecular function: fructose-bisphosphate aldolase activity. The record is from RefSeq and is a predicted model, not a curated record. Bases 619 to 1740 code for a protein of 373 amino acids. Gene Ontology annotation, cellular component: cytosol. NCBI's taxonomy places the organism in Eukaryota, Metazoa, Chordata, Aves, Psittaciformes, Psittacidae.